UGCUAGGGAAGACCACUAGCUGCCGUAACAAAGAGUCUGUAGUGAGACGAACGAGAGACACAGCAAGAAGAGACGACGCCAACUUCUAAAGAUAUACACACAGAAUCAGGAUUGACUGUUGUUACAAUGGCGACAAAAGGGUUCGAAGACGUCACCAGGAGUUCUUCGGAGGAUUUUGUCGGCAGCUCUACAAAAACGGAGAAGUUAGGCAAAGAGUUUGAAAGUCAUCGUGAUCUUGAGACAAACAUGCGGACUGAAGCAAUGGAGAAAAAAUACAGGUGUGAGGAGUGCAGAAAGCGGUUCAGUCGGCUGGAUCAUCUAAAGAGUCAUAUGCAGACUCACACAGGGGAGAAAUCAUACAGUUGUGAGGAGUGCAGCAGGCAGUUUAGUGAGCUGGGUAAUCUGAAGAGACACAUGCUUACUCACACAGGGGAGAAGCCCUACAGAUGUGAGGAGUGCAACAAACAGUUCAGAGAACAGGGCGUUCUAAAAAGACACAUGCGAACUCACACUGGGGACAGACCCUACAGGUGUGAAGAGUGCAGCAAGCAGUUUAGCGUUCUGUGUAAUCUAAAGACUCACAUGCGAUCUCACACAGGGGAGAAACCCUACAGGUGUAAAGAGUGUGGCAAGAAGUUCAGUCAGCUGGGUAGUCUAAAGACACACGCACGCACUCACACAGGGGAGAAACGCUAUAGAUGUGAGGAGUGCAGUAGACGGUUCAGUCAGCUGGUUGGGUUGAAGAGACACAUGCUCACUCACACAGGGGAGAAAUCCUACAGAUGUGAUGAGUGCAGUAGACAUUUCGGUAACCUGCAUAAUCUGAAGAUGCACAAGCGCACUCAUACAGGGGAGAAACCCUACAGAUGUGAGGAGUGCAGUAGACAGUUCAGUCACCUGGGUUCUUUGAAGAAACACAUACGGACUCACACUGGGGAGACACCGUACAAGUGUGAGGCGUGCAGUAAACAGUUCAGUGAGUCGGGUCAUCUAAAGAGACACAUGCGCACUCACACAGGGGAGAAACCAUACAGGUGUGAGGAGUGCAGCAGGCAGUUUAGUAGGCUCUAUGUGCUCAAGAUGCACAUGCGGACUCACACUGGUGAGAAACCCUACAGGUGUGAGAAGUGCAGUAGACAGUUCAGUUUGCUGGGCAGUCUGAAGACACACAUGCGGACUCACACUGGUGAGAAACCCUACAGAUGUGAGGAGUGUAGCAGGCAGUUCAGUCAGCUGGGUAGUCUGAAGACGCAUAUGCGAAUUCACACAAGGGAGGAAACCCUAUAGAUGUGAGGAGUGCAGCAAACAGUUCAGUCAGCAGGGGAAUCUAAAGAGGCACAUAAAGACCCGCCAAGCUACGUAAUCAGGCAGUCUUGGGAAUGUUUUUGUUCGGUUGUUGGCACAACGACAGAGGUCUUGCACCGGAGACGGUGCAAAAAUAGUACUUACAGAGCAAGACUAUAUACUCCUGGUCUAAAUAAAUGGUUACGAAAUGUCCAGUGAUUUUGGAAACCUUAACAAUCUUUUAACCACAACUUGAUCAAAAGAAUUCUGUCAUGUGAAACGUACUCUGUAGCAGAAGAAAGCAGACUGUAGCUCAGGAUUGUUCAUUCUAAAUGUUCGUUCAUUAAAAUUUCCAGCCGAUUAUGGUUUACUUCUGUUAGUUCACAUUUGGAAAAUUUGUCUUGUUUUAGGUACCACUAACUGUUGUAGUGAUUGUAAUAAUGUAGAUGAUGUGAUGUUUGCUUAACCUUUGUCAGUAGAUGAAUGUUAGUAUUAGAUUCUGUAAAUUCGAUGUACCUACGACUCUAUGUUGUUGGUUGGUGGUGUCGACCACCUUUCUAUAUGACGUGUCUUAUUUCCUUAUGAUGUGUCAGCAUUGCAAACAUGAUAAGUGUACAAUAGUUAUAAUAGCUUGUUAGAAAAUGUAUGUGUAGACUGAGUGUAGCGUAUGGCUACACGUACGUGUGUUCUACUUAUAUGGUGACCCUCUUGUUGAGUUUUUGUGUUGUAGCAAUAAAGCUAGGCACACAUAGGACAAACCUGCACUAAGUUCUCUGUAUUCAGUACAGGUGUGUUUGUUUAUGCCUGAUUGUUAUGUUAUGAAUACAGUUAUUUCUUGUCAUAAAACUCACUAGUGUUAGUGCCCUGUCUCUUGUAGAAUGGGACGGUUAUUCUAAUAAUAACCUCUAAGUUAUUUUUGAAUAACUUAGAGGUUACUAUUAGAAUAACCGACUACUUUUGGCACCGUCCCAUUACAACAGGAGACGGGACACUAAAGGUUACGGUUUAAUAUGUAUGUGAAAAGGAGCCUAUUGAUUGGUCAACGUCUUCUGGUUAUAUGAUGAUAUUCAUUACACAUUAAUAUGUUUACUCACCCAAAACGCAUUCAUAACAAUUUGACCACGUUAAGGUGGUUCAUAAUAUCCUAAGUCCUA
Messenger RNA from Branchiostoma belcheri (Belcher's lancelet), 2438 nucleotides. RefSeq names its product zinc finger protein 239-like. Lineage: Eukaryota; Metazoa; Chordata; Leptocardii; Amphioxiformes; Branchiostomatidae. The transcript is spliced from 2 exons. The record is from RefSeq and is a predicted model, not a curated record. Gene Ontology annotation, molecular function: DNA-binding transcription factor activity; RNA polymerase II cis-regulatory region sequence-specific DNA binding. Gene Ontology annotation, biological process: regulation of transcription by RNA polymerase II. Bases 127 to 1287 code for a protein of 386 amino acids.